AUGCGCUCGAGAAUUGUCCCGCAGACGGUUUAAAUAGCCAAGAGUGGAUGCACUACUCACUGAACACAGGCGCAAUGCUGAGAGUACGAGAUAACGGUCCACAACGCGGCAGGAAUUAAACUUUAACGGAGUUCGGUUUGCUUCAAUAGAUUUAACAGACAUUGAGAAUCAAGGACAUUUCAACAAUUUAAAGAUUAGAUUUUCCACUGUUCAUGUAUUUUGUCUAUUUUUCAUCAACUCCCAUUUUAGUAGCCUUUAUUAUCAAACAUAAUUUCAUCGGAAUACCAUGACGAGCUCUGCGGUUCAACUUCCCGGUUAUGCUCUUGCUUUGAUCGGUCUUGUUGGCUCAGUGAUUGCCACCACUAUGGUGGAGUGGAAAAGGCACUCUUACACAGAGAGCACGGUAACAUCAAAGGAAACGUACCUGGGGUUAUGGAUGUCAUGCACCGUCGACGCCACAAGACACACGAUGUGCGUCAAUUACAAGUCACUCUUUCACCUGCCAGCGGAGAUUCUGACCACCCGAGUGGUGAUGAUCCUCAGUGUCCUGUUGUCAGCCAUUGGGGUGCUGGUAGCCACGCUGGGAAUGAGAUGCACUCGAUGCCUGGAGGAGGAUGAAAAGCAGAAGGAUAGAGUAGCCAUUGUUGGAGGAUUCCUCUUCAUCAUUGCAGGUGUUCUGGCCAUAUCGGUAACCUCCUGGUUUGCCAACGCCAUCAUCCGGUCCUUUGUAUUCUCAGACUCACCUACUUCCUUACAUAACAGGUUUGAGUUUGGCAACGCUGUGCUGGUGAGCUGGGGUGCAGGUAUCUGCUCUGUGGUGGGCGGAUUUCUCCUGGGCUGCAGGUAUCUGUGGAGAUGUCCCCAGGGCUCACGCUCCGUCUCAUCCUUCACCCAACCCAAAGUAAUUCCUGGCACCAGGCCUGGCACCCACUAUGUUUAAUGGGCCACACUAUGCCAAGAGGACGCCCAAGGAAGCUCAAUUCGUUGAGGCUUAAACCAGAGAGCCUACUACUCACACUGAAGGACUACAGUAGAGCAGAAUACAUGUAGUUACUCAAGUACUCUACUGUGUGUGACUUGCCUACAUUAUGAUUGUGAGAGUUCAUUUGGGAGGUCUGUGUGCUCCAUGAAAGUAUUUUUCUAAUUAAUUGUGUUUGGAUGUGUGAAGAUAGUUGGCUGUGGUCAUGAUGUGUAACACCUGCCAUAUCUCUGUUUUCAACCUCAAGUCAAGUGCCUCCACUAAAGGAAUUUUCAAAUAUCGCCAAUGUAGCUACCAUUUCAUUAUAUACCAUCACCAAUGUACAGUGCUGCAGAGUAGUGUUCCUAUGACUCUCAAAAUGUACAGGGGGAAAUAAGCAGGAAAUCCGGAAUCCCCUAACAAGAGCUUCUGGGAAAGCUAGGAAUUCUGGUAAUGUUACUGGAACUGUGCAACUCUACUGCAGAGUAAGCUUCCAUAAAUAUCAGCUUGAUUGAACUGUGCCUGAUUGUGUUCUGUUUGGGGCCAACAGAUUAGAAUACACCUUCCAUUUAAAUGAUUUUCACUUUUCACCAAGGGAAAGUAUUGGUUUGGACAUGCAGAUGUGCAAUCUGUGCCGUAGGUCAACCAACCGUAUGCACAUAACAAGAAACUUUAUUUCUUCAAAUUUCUUCAAAUUUGUACAUUUGAAACGUGCACUUUAGAGUGUAUUGUACUGCAAUAUUCCCUUAAUUUAGUAUUUGAUCACGUGCUAUAUAUGGUCAACUUGUCAUAAAUCUGCUGUUAUUAUUAUCAAGAUGAAUUUGCAUAAAGAUACUUCAUUAGAUAAAGAUACUACUGAAUGUGUGUUAUGUUUUACAGCCUUCAAAUUAUGUCCUUUUUACAUUCUCUUUCUUUUCUUCUAUUUGACUCUUUCAGGUUUCAGGGUUUUAUAACCUACUACCAUACCCCGUUCAAAGGCUCUUAUAACCUACCACCAUACCCCGUUCAAAGGCACUUAUAACCUACCACCAUACCCCGUUCAAAGGCACUUAUAACCUACCACCAUACCCCGUUCAAAGGCUCUUAUAACCUACCACCAUACCCCGUUCAAAGGCACUUAUAACCUACCACCAUACCCCGUUCAAAGGCACUUAUAACCUACCACCAUACCCCGUUCAAAGGCACUUAUAACCUACUACCAAACCCCGUUCAAAGGCACUUAUAACCUACCACCAAACCCCCUUCAAAGGCACUUAUAACCUACCACCAUACCCCGUUCAAAGGCUCUUAUAACCUACCACCAUACCCCGUUCAAAGGCACUUAUAACCUACCACCAUACCCCGUUCAAAGGCACUUAUAACCUACUACCAAACCCCGUUCAAAGGCACUUAUAACCUACCACCAAACCCCCUUCAAAGGCACUUAUAACCUACCACCAUACCCCGUUCAAAGGCACUUAAAACCUACUACCAAACCCCGUUCAAAGGCACUUAUAACCUACUACCAAACCCCGUUCAAAGGCACUUAUAACCUACUAUCAUACCCCGUUCAAAGGCACUUAUAACCUACUACCAAACCCCGUUCAAAGGCACUUAUAACCUACUACCAAACCCAUGUUCAAAGACACUUAUAACCUACUACCAAACCCAUGUUCAAAGGCACUUAUAACCUACUACCAAACCCAUGUUCAAAGACACUUAUAACCUACUACCAAACCCAUGUUCAAAGGCACUUAUAACCUACUACCAAACCCCGUUCAAAGGCACUUAUAACCUACUACCAAACCCCGUUCAAAGACACUUAUAACCUACUACCAAACCCAUGUUCAAAGACACUUAUAGCCUACGACCAUACCCCGUUCAAAGACACUUAUAACCUACUACCAUACCCCGUUCAAAGACACUUAUAACCUACCACCAUACCCCGUUCAAAGACACUUAUAGUCUACCACCAUACCCCGUUCAAAGACACUUAUAGCCUACCACCAUACCCCGUUCAAAGACACUUAUAACCUACCACCAUACCCCGUUCAAAGACACUUAUAACCUACCACCAUACCCCGUUCAAAGACACUUAUAGCCUACCACCAUACCCCGUUCAAAGACACUUAUAGCCUACCACCAUACCCCGUUCAAAGACACUUAUAGCCUACUACCAAACCCAUGUUCAAAGGCACUUAUAGCCUACUACCAUACCCGUUCAAAGGCACUUAUAACCUACUACCAAACCCAUGUUCAAAGGCACUUUAAUAUUGGUAUUGCCCAUUCACCCUCUGAAUGGCACACAUACACUAUCCAUGUCUCAAUUGUCUCAAGGCUUAAACAUCCUUAUGUAAUCUGCCUCCUACCCUUCACCUACACUGAUUGAAGUGGAUUUAACAGGUGCCGUCAAUAAGGGAUCAUAGCUUUCACCUGGUCAGGCUAUGUCAUGGAAAGAGCAGGUGGUCCUAAUGUUUUGUCCACUCAGUGUAUAAUAAUCAGUUGUAAAUUAAAACAUAAUACUGUA
Messenger RNA from Oncorhynchus nerka (sockeye salmon), 3464 nucleotides. Its product is annotated as claudin-1-like. Gene Ontology annotation, biological process: cell adhesion; bicellular tight junction assembly. Gene Ontology annotation, cellular component: bicellular tight junction; plasma membrane. The transcript is spliced from 4 exons. Gene Ontology annotation, molecular function: structural molecule activity. Lineage: Eukaryota; Metazoa; Chordata; Actinopteri; Salmoniformes; Salmonidae. The record is from RefSeq and is a predicted model, not a curated record. The coding region runs from base 287 to 940 and encodes 217 amino acids.